GCUUCGAGGCCCAGUUCUCUUUCCCUCCCCUCUGGAGGAAAUUGGUCUCUCGAAUCGAUCGAGAGGUCUGGUCGAGAACCUCGAUCGGUUCGGUCGGAUCGCCAGGCAUGGCGAACGAGGUUGCGAACCCGAUCGAUUUUCGGUUCUUGGAUGAAGGAUUGGGAGGUCCCUUGAACAAUCCCAAGAACAAGAGGAAGAGACGAGAAGACGAGGAAGAACGAGCCGCCGAAGAGUCGGCGAUGGAAAUUGUGCAGCCUGCAAAAAAAGCUGCGAUAGGUGGUGCCACUGAUAGCAAGCCUGUUUAUGGGAAGCCCACUUAUGACGGAACUUUGGCUGGGAAGGUUUCUGGCAGGAAAUGGAAGCAGCCGAAGACCUGUAGAGCUGCAGCUUUGAAGGUCACUGGACGGAAGAGUACUCUGGAGGAGCUCAAUCGGACUCGGGAGAUCAAGAAAGCGUACAAGGCCCGCAUGCACGAGUUGAAGGAGCAGAUUAGGUUGAACAAACGUGCCAAGCGGGAACAGGUAGAGUUGAGGAAGAAAAUCAAACACGAGAACGAGAUUAGGUCACAACCCGUGCAGAGAAUUACAAAUCCGAAGACCUUGAAGAAGAUGUCAAAGAAGCAGCGCAAGCUUCUCAGGGUCAUUCCCGACUAAGUAAAGCAUUUUUUAUUAACUACAUUUUUUCUCUUGUGGAUAUAUGAUUUUCCUUGGUUUGAGUUACAGCUGAAGACGAGCUCGACAGCUCGAGAUGGACUCGAGGUUUAUUCAGUUAAUGUAUGUAAUAAACAGGUGAAAUGAAUUGUCUCCUGCGUACCAUGACGUCACGAUUUUAUUUAUGUUUCCCCAUCAGUUGAAAAUUUGUAUCAUUGCUGAGCGUUUCUCAAAGCCAGUCACUGAACCCUGUGAGUUUGUGCGUUUCCUUAUCUGUGGGUUCGUUACAUAGCCUGAGAAUUUCAUCAAGGCUUUUGACUUAUGCAGUGCAGUUUUGCUUCUAUCAUUGGGACAGGCCACGUUUUGGAGAUCUGUCUGUGCACUAGAUAUGGACUUCGAUCCACUUCUGGGAAUGUACACUCAGCUAUACGCACAUCAUUGUUAUCAGAUAAUUCAGCAUUCAAUUAUCUCAAAAGCUCCCAGUUGUAUAAAUCACACGAGUUUCACGCAUCAGGCCCGUAGUAGAUUGCUGUGGAUACUAAAGAGCAUCCGACCUUUCUUAACCAGCUGACAAAGCUUCUGUGUCGUAAGUAGAGCACUUUGUUACGGGUAGUGAAUGUUUGCAACGGUUUGCCCAUCUUUUGGUGAUUUAGUAUGAUCUUCGGAAUCGCCGGCAUGGUUUUCUUGGAGUUCUAGCCUAUUUCAAAGGAAUUCUGAGAACCAUACUGGGAUCGGGAGUAUUAUCGAUUCCCCUUGUGGACCAAGCCGUUUCUUUGAUGAACGAGGUUGUUAUCAUAUGAUUACCAAGUCUGUCAUCAUUUGAUUACUAUGUCUCUGUCAAUUAGUCCAAGGUUGUGUGCAUUUGAAGACUAGAAUCUCCCGUGGAGAUCAUGAUAAAGUGGUUGCCAGCUGAGACUUGACUGCAGGAGGAACCCGCGAUGCAGAUCUGGAUCUUUCACACUUUUGUCGAUUUCAUCGCCUAUUGAAAUGGACAAAUCCUGCACAUCAGACCUUAUUGCCAAGUCUAAGGACAGGACUCUCAGCAAUCUGGUUGGCCGGCCGGUCGAAGUACUGGACUUCGCUGGGACAAGAUUACAAGCAAUGCUCUUCACUCCCACAGACGGCCUCCUUGAACUGUAGGUCUGGACAAGAAGACGAGCAAUGCAGUUUACUCGUAGACGGCCUCAUAAAACUGCAGGUCUGAUUCAGACCGUCUGAAUGGGCUAAAGAAGCUGCUUGUGUCUUCCAGUGAUGUUCAUAUAGUUGCUAUAUACACGUCCAGCUCAGGAUCCUCCAAGAGACAAGUGUCUCUCAUAUCCAGUUUCCUGAGAAUCUGAAGGACGGAUGCCGAGACGGUUAGAUCUAAUUUGAGCUGCAGCUUUAGAACCAUACGAAGUGAUAUUUAGAGAGAAGCACACAGUUUUUGUACACACUGCUGACAGACGUUUGGUUUCUCUGAGAUCAACUCUGUUACAUCCGGCGAUGUCUUCUCGAGUGCUGGAAACGAAGGUGUGCUGUCAAACAGUAUGGCAGUAAAGUUUGAGAAGAAGUGAAAGGCUAGCAUAAACCAAGAAGAGUUGGCAAAUGAAAAAUACAAGUUUUCUACUAUAUGAAUAGGAAUCAACUGAAUAAUUGCAAAUUGUUUUAGCGGUCUGCACGAUAUGGAGUCUCUAAAAUCGCAAGCUAUAGCCAGAAGCCUUGGGAUUGUCUUCCGUAUCAGUUUCUCUUUCACUAUAUAUCAGCUCCAACAGCAUGACACUCCAUUCCGGUACAAAGUCGUCGAGUAAGUUACGAAUACGACCCGUCGUCGUCGUAAACAUUGGAAACAUUGUAUGCACUUGAACGGCUCCAAAAGUCAAUGAUUAAUUGUGUAUAUCUUUCCCACAUCGACGUGAUCAGAGACUUUUGUUUUGUGAAAACCUCUGUGCUUCAUACAAAUAUUGUGAAGUUUUGAAUGAUUUCAUUACAGCUGAAGACGAGCUCGACAGCUCGAGAUGGACUCGAGGUUUAUUCAGUUAAUGUAUGUAAUAAACAGGGGACAUGAAUUGUCUCCUGCGUACCAUGACGUCACAAUUUCAUUUUCCCA
This is a messenger RNA of Marchantia polymorpha subsp. ruderalis, 2736 nucleotides long. NCBI's taxonomy places the organism in Eukaryota, Viridiplantae, Streptophyta, Marchantiopsida, Marchantiales, Marchantiaceae. The record is from the annotation of a GenBank genome assembly.